AUGAAGAGUAAAGUGGACAUGAUAGUAAACUUCACCCAGCAGCACUUCACUUCCCAGGUGGAAGUCACUGUCUGGGAGCCCCGACUCCCCUUGCAGAUUGAGAUCUCAGACACAGAGCUGAGCCAGAUAAAGGGUUGGAGGAUCCCGGUGGCCUCCAACAGAAGGCCCACCCAUGAGAGUGAAGACUAGGAGGACGAGGAGAAGAAGGGAUGAGGCUGCUCCCUGCAGUACCAGCAUGCCCUGGUGCGCGUCCUCACCCAGUUUGUGACUGAGUCAUCUGACUUGGGUCAGCUGACCUACAUGUUGGGCCCAGACUGGCAGUUUGACAUCAUUGACCUUGUGACAGAGUUCAUGAAGGUGGAGGAGCCCAGAGUCGCCCAGUUACAGGAUGGCAGGACCCUGGUUGGUUGGGAGCUGGGAAUCACCACUGUUCAGGUCCUCUCACCUCUCUCUGACUCCAUCCUGGCUGAGAAGACAGUGAUUGUCCUGGAUGACCGCAUCACCAUCGUGGAGCUGAGCGUUCAGUUGGUGGCUGGCUUGUGUCUCUUCCUGCAGCCUCACAGGGUGGACCGAAGGGUCAUCGUCUCCACGGUGGCUGCCCAGGAUGUCCUCCAGGCCCCACAGCAGGAAGCCAUAGUCAGUUCUUGGAUUUUGUUCAGUGAUGGCUCCAUGACACCUUUAGACAUUUAUAAUCCCAAGGAUUUUUCAAUAACUGUCUCAUCAUUGGAUGAAAUGGUGGUGUCUGUCCAGUCAAACUUGCAGUCCCAGUGGCCGGUUGUGGUUGCAGAGGGCGAAGGACCAGGACCCCUGAUAAAGUUGGAGAUGAUGAUCAGAGAACCUUGCCAGAAGACCAAGAGGAAGAGUGUUCUUGCUGUGGGUAAAGGAAGCCUCAAGGUCAGGUUUGCACCAGGCAUGGAGGAGGAGCACCGAGGAGGCAGCAAUGACAUUGAGGGCAUGAACUGGGAAUACAAAGAUCACCUGAGCAACUCCAUAGAGCGGGAAGGGAGCCAGGAGUGAGCAGUCCAGGAGUGGCUCCAGCGUGGGGGCCCUGCUAGCCCAGAGGACAGGACCAACAGGAGCACAACCCUGCCGCUGCCUGGGGAGGGGAAGGACAAGAAGCUACUUAAGAGUGGUGGUGCAGAUGCCUUCACCAGCUUCCCCACCCAGGGGAAGUUUCUAGAAUCCAGUAACCCUAGUGACCUUACAGUGGCCUCCAGGGGCUUGACAGACUUGGAGAUCAGCAUGUACACCCUGCUCUGCAUCUUCUGCCUGGCCAUCCUGGUCUUCCUGAUCAACUGCGAGGCGUUUGCCUGGAAGUACAGACACAAAAGGCUUGCGGUGAGCGAGCAGGGCAACAUACCCCACUCCCAUGACUGGGUCUGGCUUGGGAAUGAGGUGGAGCUUUUGGAGAACCCAGUGGACAUCACACUCCCCUCAGAGGAGUGCACGACCAUGAUAGACAGGGGGCUGCAGUUUGAGGAGAGAAACUUCCUGCUGAACGGAGGUUCCCAGAAGCCCUUCCACAGUCAGCUGCUCAGACCUUCUGACUUUGUCUAUGAGAAAGAGAUAAAAAAUGAACCUGUAAACUCUUCUGGCCCGAAGAGGAAGAGGGUCAAGUUUACUUCCUACACCACCAUCCUCCCUGAGGAUGGGGGCUCGUACACCAACUCCAUCCUGUUUGACAGUGAUGACAACAUCAAGUGGGUCUUCCAGGACAUGGGGCUGGGGGACCCACAGGACUUUAGAGACUAUAUGGAAAGACUGCAGGACCAGAUGUAAACUCAUUUCUUAUGUUGUAUUCACCUUUAUGCCUUCUGUUUUCUGAACGGUGGAGCAGUGAGUCUGAUCAGCAAUAGGGUGACUUCACAAAGCUGAGUUCGUGGAGGUCUGGAGGGAGCCCUUUCUAAGCAUGUUUCACAGGCCUGGAGAGUUACAUCAGCUGGGUUUUAAGCUGGGAAAUGCUUCUAAAACAGCUACAUGUAGGGACUGGAGGAAUUCUAAGACAACAGUUUUUCCUACAGCCUGGUACCAGCUCAAUGCAGGUAGAGUAAACCCGACCCCACAGACAUUGUUAGUCAUCUCAUGGGCGAAUGGCUGUGUAUAGAGAGGAGAGAUUUGGAUGUUGAUUUUCCUGUUCCUAGACCUUUUAAAGCACAGUAGGCAGGUACAGCCCGUGGCCUGGGUUUGGACACACAUGAGAAGUGACUGAAUGUAGCUUUCCUUAUUUUUUAGGAGCACUGCUCAGUAUUUUUAUAUACAUUUCCACCUGCACCUGUUCCUUUGACCUCUGGAAUUUUUUUUUUUGAAACACGAAGAGAAGAAAUUUCAGUCUUUGAGAUCUGUGUGAUUUACAAAUGAGUUUUAUUCCCUGGGAUUUGCCCGCGUCACGUCAUUUCCUGGAUCUCCAUACAGGAUGUCAGGUUUUUCAAGUUUUGAGCACUUCUUUCUUUAGUGAUAGCAUCUAAGAAGCUUAUUCUCACUUUCUUUUUCCUA
This is a messenger RNA of Ictidomys tridecemlineatus (thirteen-lined ground squirrel), 2493 nucleotides long. RefSeq names its product transmembrane protein 132B-like. The record is from RefSeq and is a predicted model, not a curated record. Lineage: Eukaryota; Metazoa; Chordata; Mammalia; Rodentia; Sciuridae.